UCUUUUGUGAUCAAUCGUUCCUGAGCACCGCGUACUGCGAGAGCUUACUGUAAUCGGUUUUUGAUUUGUUUGUCAAAUCAACCCUGAACACUACUGAAACAAACGUCAACGCAGAUCGGCCAAUCUGUCAAAUGAAUUUUUCCACACCUUUGUUUCCGCGCAUUUGUUCACCCGAAUCAGUUAACACGAAUGUACUCAGCGAAGCAACUUUAUCUUCAAAGGUUUCCGUCAUUCACGUUCUCAAAAGUGGUUUUCAAGAGAGUAUUCUCCCCUCGGCUCGACGGCAAUACGAAUCGAAAAUGAGCGCCCAACAACAAACAUUUUCACUACGCUGGAACGAUUAUUCGUCGUACAUAGCCGAUGUAUUCAAAUCCUUUCGACACGAGGAGGAUUUCGUGGACGUAACGCUGUGCUGUGAAGGGCGCAAGAUACGGGCCCACAAGAUGGUUCUGGCCGCUUGCAGCAACUACUUUAAAGUCAUCUUCAAAGAAACCCCAUGCCAGCAUCCGAUCGUCUUAUUUAAAGAUGUCAAGUAUUUGGAUCUCGUUUCGUUGGUCGAUUAUAUGUACCAUGGUGAGGUACAGGUGACGCAGGAUUCGUUGCCAUCCUUUUUCCGAACGGCUGAGCUGCUUGCGGUUCGUGGUUUAUAUGAUGCGCCCGUGGCUGAACAAUCAAUAGCUCCGCUGGUCCAACAAAUACUAGACGCGCAAUUGCACCACAUGCACAACGCAACGGAUGCCGUUUACUACGCGCCACAGCAGCUCAACAUGGAAUCGCAGGCACCUGUUUCGCGGAUCAAGAAAACACCUACAGAAAUCGGUUUAAAUUCGGAUAAUGGUCAUGGUGCUAGCGGUGCUGCCAACUCGAUAAUGGGCCACGUACCGCAGCAGGAACAAGCCAACUCCACAUUGCAACCGCGACAAUCCUCGGAUGGAGGUGUGAUGAUAUCAGCCAACACCGUAGCUAUGGCAACCGUUGAAGAACAGGUUGUUGCGCAGAGUUCAACAUCGCGUUCGGCCCAAAGUAGCCUGCCGACAGCAGCCCUUCAGCAACUGCCGGAAAGUGUAAUGUGCCCCAUACGACCGGUAAAAAAAGCUCGAGUGAUCCACCCAACAAAUUAUGUCCCAUCCCCAAUCAAGCAGGAAGGAAACCGUAAUGUAACAACUACAACUACUAAUCCAGAACCGAUCAGCAACAACGAAUCUGAAAUGUCCGACAUGGCAUCACAACAUCAAGACGUGGAAAUUCCGGAAUUCAUCAGCGGUGGCAACAUGCAAACGUUGGCUAACGCCACCAUCGAGGAGACGGUCACGCAGCCGUCAGGCUUUGAAGUGAUGCGUGAGGACCCUGCAAACCAUUCGGAACCGCGGCCGAUCCCAGAACAAUCGACUGAUUUGAAAAUGCCAAUCGUCAAAAUGACUUUGGAUGACUUUUCAUCUGACGACGAGGGCGACGCUGCUCGCAAGGAAGCGAUAAUGGAGUCACUGGGCAGAGUAAGGCAGACAAAGGAUAAAAAGCACAUUUGUCCCGUUUGUGGCAAAAGCUUUGGGACCUGGAAAUCGCUCGCUAUGCACAGUCAAAUUCACACUGGGCGCACCCGAUGCAGCAUCUGUGGCGCAGUACUAUCGCGUACUGGCAAUCUAAAGCGGCACAUGAAGCUGCGGCAUGCAUCAUAAACCUCGACGACGAUUUGAUUGGCAUCUGAAUGGGUAGUAGAGGCUUCAACGAAUAAGAUUGGGUUAUUUAAAAGAAAUGUAAAUCGUACACUCCAUGGUAUACGAUGCAGCUCUCUCAAAAAAGGUACAAAACGUGUGUAGCUUCUGUUAAAAACCGUUGUCAAUAAAAAACAAACGAAUUCUAGAGAAUCUAUAAAGAUGAUUUCUUACAAAUUAUAAAU
Molecule: messenger RNA, 1897 nt
Organism: Anopheles stephensi (Asian malaria mosquito)
Lineage: Eukaryota; Metazoa; Arthropoda; Insecta; Diptera; Culicidae
Product: protein abrupt-like
Exons: 1
Coding region: 132-1676 (514 amino acids)
Biological process (GO): regulation of transcription by RNA polymerase II
Cellular component (GO): nucleus
Molecular function (GO): protein binding
Source: RefSeq, a predicted model, not a curated record